Messenger RNA from Eimeria mitis, 660 nucleotides. RefSeq lists its product as uncharacterized. The coding region runs from base 1 to 660 and encodes 219 amino acids. The record is from RefSeq and is a predicted model, not a curated record. NCBI's taxonomy places the organism in Eukaryota, Apicomplexa, Conoidasida, Eucoccidiorida, Eimeriidae. The transcript is spliced from 5 exons.
AUGGCUCCCCUUUACAAAACGACUGCAGCCGUUUGCCUCGUCGCACUCUGCGGGCUUCACACAGAGGCGAGCACUCCAACAUACAAAUUUACGGUAGAAGAUGUGCAAGCAGAUGCCUACUUGAGUGCCAAUUUGGCCCGUAAUGGAAAACUCCUGGUUCGCAUCAGUGUAGUCGCAGAGGAUGACACCCUUGUCAAUUCCUUGAGGUCAACUCUAGAAGGCACAACUGGAGACAAUGCAGGCGCUUGUAAGGGAUUGAUAACACCCGACCUUAAAGAGACAUUUCAUCACAAUUUCGUCUACCAGGCUGAUGCUGAUACCACCCCUAACUACCGUCACUUGCUGCAGGAGGCCGUUGAGGCGGGAUUGGCAGCCUUCGAAAAUAAAACAUACCCUCAGACAAAAACCGAGUGGCAAAAAAUCUGGUCUAAGGAUGCGGGUGCCAAUUUGGCAUAUCUUCUCGGAUCUGAUAGCACUAGAAUCGGCUGCCUUAUUGGCAGUGAGGAGUAUUUCAACGGACUUCUUGCACGAACAACUGAAUUGAAAGAUAUGACAGCAGACGACUUGCAGACUCCCGUUGGAGAUGGCGCUGAAGCAGCUGCCGUCCCUACCAUUCUAAUUGCCGGUUUGGUUGCUAUGCUGACGCUCGUCUCUGCCUAG